Messenger RNA from Sitodiplosis mosellana (orange wheat blossom midge), 3173 nucleotides. Its product is annotated as synaptic vesicle glycoprotein 2B-like. Gene Ontology annotation, cellular component: membrane. Bases 948 to 2936 code for a protein of 662 amino acids. Lineage: Eukaryota; Metazoa; Arthropoda; Insecta; Diptera; Cecidomyiidae. The transcript has 8 exons. The record is from RefSeq and is a predicted model, not a curated record. Gene Ontology annotation, molecular function: transmembrane transporter activity. Gene Ontology annotation, biological process: transmembrane transport.
UACACACAGAAGCAUACAGUCAGUCGGACGCACUUGCAUCCAACAGUCAAUAGCUAUCACAGAGUGUAUAAAGGAGCGAAAUUUCCGCAAGAAAAUAGAAUAUACACACACGUGCACCGAAUUCACUGUUGCUUUUGAGGGAACCAGACACCGUUACCACACUCGAUUCGGUCAGUAACGAAACAAACGGCCACUGGAUAGUUUGUUCUGUUGCAACCAUAAAUUUUUUUUUUUUAAAGUGGUUUUGGAAAUUUUUUGUGUUUCAAGUCUAUUUUGUUAGCUAAAAUUGUGCUUCAGUUUUUUGUGUUUUUUUUUUUUAAAUUCAUUUGAUGUGUGCAUUUUAAUCGGUUAGAUUAUACGAUUUUACACGUUUAUAAAGCUUUCUUCAUCGCCGGUGAUAAUUGAAAUAUCACGAUAACGCCGUUUUCAAGUAACCGUUGUUCGAAGUUCAACAGUUGAAAUUUCUACGAAUAAAAGAAAUAAAAAGAAAAGAAUCUUUUUGUGAUUUACUGUAUGGAAACGUUAAAUUAGUGUAUUAUCAAUAUAGCACAAAACAACAUAGCAUUUUUGUCACAGUAUUUUCGCUUUAGUGGUGAUUUACUGUUUGAGGUUGAAUCGUGAUUUGUUCUAAAAUAAUGUUAGCAAUAACGACAAAAUAGAACCAAAAACAAAACGCAUCGUCAAUACGAUAGACAAAGAAGCAUUUUCUUCACAUCAUAAAUCGGUUUUCAUGUGUUGUUGGAUCUGACUGCAACUAGGCUCACUUUGGAUUUGGUUUUUAUUGAAUGUGAUUUCGAAAUCGAGAAAGAUCCACAAUUGAGUGAAAUCAUUUAGUGGAUUGCGUCAACAGAGAGACGUCAGUCAUCGACAGCAAGCCAUCGAUCGGGUGUUGUUUUCGUGUGUUCCGUGUGCGCGGCUAGGAUUAACGGCUAACAAAUUCACAUAGGAUGGUAGACAGUGACGGUGAGAGUAAUCUGAAGGAUUCAAAUGUAAGCAAUUCGUCGCAGAAUAGUGCAAAAAAGACGGCCGCUGCGUCGGUCGACACAAAACCUGGAAAUCUGCACUUAAAUCUCAACAAUCAACCGCCAGCGAAUAGUCAAAUUCCCGGUCAAUUUAACUACUAUGAACAGCACUACAGACAGUUGCCGGAAGAUUCAAUUGAUGGCAAUACAACCGACCAAAAGCACUACGCAUCCGUGUACAAAAACACAUCACCUCGACUCUCAUUCGACGAUGGAGACGAUGCAAAAAAGUAUGCCGUUUCCAAAAUAAAUGGCAACGGCAGCUGCAGUGAGAAUUGUGAGAAAUUUGCAAAUAUCUCAUCAAUCACACCGAUAGCCAAUGCCAAUGUAGCCAGAGCCGAUUUCGAAACAGCCAUUGAGUUGACGGGAUAUGGAAAAUUCCAUUACUAUUUGCUUGCGAUUUGUGGGCUGGUCAGCACGAGCGAAGAAAUGGAUGUGAUUUCUAUGUCGUUCAUUUUGCCGUCGGCGCAGUGCGACUUAGAUCUAGACACACAGACCAAAGGAUGGCUCAAUUCGAUCAUUUUCAUAGGCAUGAUGGUCGGUGCCUAUGUCUGGGGCAGCAUCGCAGAUACUCUUGGUAGACGAAAAGUGUUAAUUGUCAUCUCCUUCAUGAACGCCCUUUGCAUUGUUGCGUCCAGCUUUUGCCAAACAUAUCUAGUGUUUAUGGUCUUUCGAUUUCUAAAUGGUGUCGCGUUGGGAGGGAGUGGCCCAGUGAUUUGGUCGUAUUUCGCGGAAUUUCAGCCGAAAUCAAGACGGGGAUCCAUGCUCAGUUUCAUGGCCGCCUUUUGGACAAUUGGAAAUCUUUUCGUCGCUGGUUUGGCUUGGAUUAUUAUUCCUUCUGGCAUUGGUUUCGAUACGCCAUACUUCAAAUACAAUUCAUGGCGAAUAUUUUUGCUGCUGUGUGCAUUACCAUCGUUUAUUGUGACGGCGCUGCUAUUCUAUCUUCCUGAGAGUCCGAAAUUUUUGAUAAUGCAGGGUCGUCGCGAUAAGGCGUUGAACAUAUUACGAGGUAUUUUCGUCACAAAUACAGGACAAACCAAAGACUACUAUCCCGUUAAGGAGCUGAUGAUCGAUGAGAAAUUCCUAAUGCCAGUCAUUGUGAACACCAGCAAUGGUGGCAACGACAUUAAACGAUCUAGCGACUACGAUGCAAAUGGUGCUCUCUGCGAUAUCGAAGCCAUAAAAAAGAAGGGAAAAUAUUCGAUGAUGUUUUCAAAUAUUGCUGACAAUAGCCGAGAGCUGUUUGUGCCGCCAAUUUUGAAGUUUACGAUUAUCUCGAUUUUGAUCAAUUUCACCUUCCAUAUCGGGUAUUAUGGUUUGAUGAUGUGGUUUCCAGAACUUUUUAAUCGCUUCGAUGAAUUCUCGAGAGCACAUCCAGGACAAUCGGCCACAGUGUGUCAAGUGACGAAAUAUGUGGUUGAAUCAGGCUCACAUGCACAGCUCGGAGUUUGUUCAUCGAUCAUAUCGAGUACCGUUUUCAUGGAGUCACUUAUUUCCCUAUCGGCUGCACUCCCAGCAAACCUAAUCAGUAUUUUAUUCAUGGAUAAAUUGGGCCGAAAAUUCUUUCUGAUAUUCAGUACAAUGAGUGCAGCGGUCUGCUCAGCUGGAAUGUAUUUUGUUAUGAAUAAGCAACAGAACUUCAUUGUAUCAGCAUUUUUCACGGGAGUAAUUGCAUGCGGCAACGCAUCGCUGGACUGCUUAAUCACAGAAGUCUUUCCAACGCACCUCAGGGCCACUGGCGUUGCGAUUAGUAUGAUCAGUGCUCGGCUCGGAGGUAUUAUAGGGAACAUUGUAAUCGCCCAAUUACUCGAUUUGUAUUGUCCAGCGCCAACGUUCAUUGUCGCCGUUCUGCUAGCUGGGGGCGGAUUAAUGUGUUUGAUGCUGCCGAAUACAACGCGAACAGCACUCUCGUAACGAUGAUCCUGCACCAAAUGAAUUGAAAAGAAAAUUGAAGCAAUCAACAUUCAACAAUAAACAAAAAAACAAAUACAAAGCAGCGCACACAAAACGACACGAAACGAAGCGAAUUCAUGUUCAUGCGACGAUAUUAUUCACUUUUUAUAUGAUUAAAAUUUAAUGAUAAUGAUAAUAUUAAUGUACCAUUGAUUUUCAAUGAAUUCCAAUGUUAAAAAGUAAACAUUCUUUUUCCCU